UGUCAACCGUUCUGAUCACCGCAGCCAGGUGCACCGUCAAUCUUCUGAAUCAUUUGGAUAUUCUAGCUACUACUCAGCCCGUAGGGAACAGUAGGCUCAAGGCAAGAUGGGAAGCACCUUUAUCGACACUUCGGGCGCGGACUUCUCCGCGCCCCCCGUUCAGGUCACCUUCGACGGCCUUCUCUUCGACAUGGAUGGCACCAUCAUUGACUCUACCGCUGCUGUUGAGAAACAUUGGGAGGCCAUCGGUAAGGAGAUCGGGCACUCGCCCGAGGUCAUCCUCCAGACCUCCCAUGGCAGAAGAUCCAUUGAUAUUCUCAAAGAACUUGCCCCGGAGAAGGCAACUUUGGAGUAUGUUCAGCACAUGGAGGGUCUUCUCCCUAAGAAGUAUGGCAACGACGCGGUUGAGAUCCCCGGCGCCCGCGCCCUGCUUCAGGCCUUGAUAGAUCGUAAGAAGCCGUGGGCCAUCGUUACUUCAGGUACUUUGCCGCUCGUUUCUGGGUGGUUAGACGUCCUCUCCCUCCCCCACCCCGAGCACCUCAUCUCCGCCGAAUCCGUCGUGAACGGCAAGCCCGAUCCCGCCUGCUACUUGCUCGGUCGCGAACGCCUCAGCCUCUCAAACCCAAACGCCGAGGUCUUAGUGCUGGAAGACGCACCCGCGGGUAUCCGCGCCGGCAAAGCCGCGGGUUGCAAGGUCAUCGGCUUGGUCACCAGCCAUACGGUUGAGCAGGUGCUGGAAGCAGGUCCGGAUUGGGUGGUGAGGGAUUUAGGGAGUGUUAAGUUUGUGCCGGAGAGCAGCGGGGAGGGGAAGGUUACUUUGGAGAUUAGGGAUGCGUUGGUCUUGAAGAACUAGACCUGGAGGUUGGCAACAUAAGAACGGAAAGGCUGGGUUGAUUGUGGUAGAUUAGACUUUGGAGGUGGAAUUAGAGGAGAGUGCUGUCGGCGAAGCCAUAUAGAAUAGAGGUUACUCGUUGCUUGUAGACGAAUCGGUUGUUGU
This is a messenger RNA of Neurospora tetrasperma FGSC 2508, 997 nucleotides long. RefSeq lists its product as uncharacterized. The transcript is spliced from 6 exons. Lineage: Eukaryota; Fungi; Ascomycota; Sordariomycetes; Sordariales; Sordariaceae. The record is from RefSeq and is a predicted model, not a curated record. The coding region runs from base 107 to 853 and encodes 248 amino acids. Gene Ontology annotation, molecular function: sugar-phosphatase activity; beta-phosphoglucomutase activity.